This is a messenger RNA of Naumovozyma dairenensis CBS 421, 363 nucleotides long. It is a transcript of the gene MRPS16, whose product is annotated as mitochondrial 37S ribosomal protein bS16m. Bases 1 to 363 code for a protein of 120 amino acids. NCBI's taxonomy places the organism in Eukaryota, Fungi, Ascomycota, Saccharomycetes, Saccharomycetales, Saccharomycetaceae. Gene Ontology annotation, biological process: mitochondrial translation. Gene Ontology annotation, molecular function: structural constituent of ribosome. The record is from RefSeq and is a predicted model, not a curated record. Gene Ontology annotation, cellular component: ribosome; mitochondrial small ribosomal subunit. The transcript has a single exon.
AUGACUUGUGGAUUAGUAAGGAUAAGACUGGCUCGCUUUGGUAGAAAAAAUGCACCACUUUAUAACAUAGUGGUAACGACUAAAAAGAAAGCAAGAGAUGCCAAACCCUUGGAAGUAUUAGGGACAUAUAAUCCAAUUCCUAAGAUUAUUACACCAUAUGAACGAAAAAGAGGUAUAUUGCCUACCAAGGAUGUAGAAUUAGAUUUUAGUAGGGCAAAAUAUUGGAUUGGUGUUGGUGCUCAACCUACUGAGACUGUUACUAAAUUAUUGAAAAAAUGUGGGAUAUUAAGUGAAGAAUGGGGGAAGCAAUAUACUGCUAGUCCAAGGAAGAUUAUUGAAGAAAGGCGAGAAAUCAUUGAGUAG